AGGGCGAGCAAGCCACAGCCGCUUGGAGCGAGACAUCCCGCGCGCCGCUAACCGUCACCUGUGGCUGCGCGCGGCCUCUCGGCGUGGGCGCGAGACCCCUGGCGCGAAGGUUUCGGGGUGAUGUGUCCCCCUCAGACGGCCGGUCCCGCUGACGCCUCCGCGGGGUCCUAGCGCCACCGGACGAUCGCCAAGCAGAGGGAGCGACCCGGCGGCAGCUUCACCGCUCAGUGUCACACCCGCUGCCCCGGCACGGCGCGGCCGGGGUGCGCACCGCUUUAGGGCUGCACGGGAGAGACGAAGCCGAGUCCGGCAUGAGCCGCGGCGGCUCUUCCUGAGCCCGGCGCUCUGCGAGGGAUCGCGCCCCCGGCCAUGGGGGUGAACGCCGUGCACUGGUUCCGCAAGGGGCUGCGGCUCCACGACAACCCGGCGCUGUGGGAGUGCAUCCAGGGCGCCGACAGCGUGCGCUGCGUCUACAUCCUCGACCCCUGGUUCGCGGGCUCCUCCAACGUGGGCAUCAACAGGUGGCGGUUUCUGCUUCAGUGUCUUGAAGAUCUUGAUGCCAAUCUACGAAAAUUAAAUUCUCGUUUGUUUGUGAUUCGUGGACAGCCAGCAGAUGUGUUUCCCAGGCUCUUUAAGGAAUGGAACAUUGCAAAACUUUCUAUUGAAUAUGAUUCUGAGCCAUUUGGGAAGGAGAGGGAUGCAGCAAUUAAGAAGCUGGCUAGUGAAGCCGGAGUGGAGGUCAUUGUACGAAUUUCGCAUACAUUAUAUGACUUAGACAAGAUUAUAGAAUUAAAUGGGGGACAGCCACCUCUUACCUAUAAAAGAUUUCAGACUUUAAUCAGUAGAAUGGAACCACUGGAGAUGCCAGUGGAAACCAUCACUGCAGAAGUAAUGGAAAAGUGCACUACUCCAGUUUCUGAUGACCAUGAUGAGAAAUAUGGUGUUCCGUCACUAGAAGAGCUAGGUUUUGAUACAGAUGGUUUGCCUUCAGCAGUGUGGCCAGGUGGAGAAACAGAAGCUCUCACACGACUGGAAAGGCACUUGGAACGAAAGGCUUGGGUAGCAAACUUUGAAAGACCACGAAUGAAUGCAAAUUCCCUUCUUGCAAGUCCCACAGGGCUUAGUCCCUAUCUGCGGUUUGGCUGUCUGUCAUGUCGCCUUUUUUAUUUCAAGUUAACAGACCUAUACAAAAAGGUAAAGAAGAACAGAUCCCCUCCCCUCUCCCUUUAUGGCCAACUCCUGUGGCGUGAGUUUUUCUACACAGCAGCUACUAAUAAUCCACGCUUUGAUAAAAUGGAGGGAAAUCCCAUCUGUGUUCAGAUUCCAUGGGAUAGGAAUCCUGAGGCUUUGGCCAAGUGGGCAGAAGGCAGGACAGGAUUUCCUUGGAUUGAUGCAAUUAUGACACAGCUCCGUCAGGAAGGUUGGAUUCACCAUUUAGCCAGACAUGCUGUGGCAUGCUUCUUGACUCGAGGUGACCUGUGGAUUAGUUGGGAAGAAGGAAUGAAGGUGUUUGAAGAAUUGCUGCUUGAUGCGGAUUGGAGUGUAAAUGCUGGAAGCUGGAUGUGGCUUUCCUGUAGUUCGUUUUUUCAGCAGUUUUUUCACUGCUACUGUCCUGUGAGUUUUGGCAGAAGAACUGAUCCUAAUGGGGAUUACAUCAGACGUUAUUUGCCUAUACUUAGAGGUUUCCCUGCAAAAUACAUAUACGAUCCUUGGAAUGCCCCAGAGAGCAUCCAGAAGGCUGCAAAAUGUGUAAUAGGAGUUCAUUAUCCUAAACCAAUGGUAAAUCAUGCAGAGGCAAGCCGCCUGAAUAUUGAGAGGAUGAAACAAAUCUACCAGCAGCUUUCACGAUACAGAGGAUUGGGUCUUCUUGCAACAGUGCCUUCUAACCCAAAUGGAAAUGGUGGCCUAAUGGGAUAUUCACCAGGAGAAAACAUCUCUGGUUGUAGUAGUGCAAGUGGAGCUCAAAUGGGAAGCAAUGAUGGUCAUACAGUGGGCGUUCAGACAUGUUCCCUAGAAGACUCACAUGCAGGAUCAAGUGGAAUUCAGCAGCAUGGUUAUUCUCAAGGCAACAGUAUUGUACAUUAUGCCCAGGGAGACCAUCAGCAAUCACAUUUACUGCAACAAGGAAGAACAGGAAGCACUGGUAUCAGCACUGGGAAACGCCCAAAUCCAGAAAAGGAAACUCAGAGCAUUGGGCCGAAAGUCCAGCGACAGAGCACUACUUAGAUUGCAUUGUUGGAAGGGAAGAUGCCGCACAGAAUGUGUUGAAGGCAAAAUUUUGUUGCGCUGUAUUGGAGCUAAAGUAUUGUGAUAAUACUUGUAUUAAAGUAACACAUUUUUCAUAAAUUUGUUUCAAUGGAAUGCUUUAUUUCUAAUUGGCAUUUUUAUGGUUUUUAACUUUUUAAUGACUUUCAUAAAGGGCAAAUUGAGAUUUGUAUAUAAAGUAUUUGGUGAGGAAUUUGUUAACUUGAAUGUAAAUACAAACAUUCAUGAUUAGUGAUAGACUCAUCAAUAUAUUUUUGAUAUUUCAUGUAUGGUAACAGUAAAGACAGUAAAGUAAUGGUGGUUCUGUAAAAUAGAAACUUUGUGGGCAGAAAUUGGAAGGUAUGGAGGUUUUUAGACUUAAUAUUUUUAGAGUGGACAGGAUUUUAACCUCUAUGAUCCAACUUCUGCAUAUUUUCAUAAUGUAAGAGCUUAGGAUUUUGUUUAAUUAAAAUACAGUAGACUUGUAACCUCUAUUAAAUGCAGCUGUAUUUAAGUCACAAGCCAUUUAUUUCUGUCAAUAAGUUGUAAAGUUGUCAUGUAUACGUCCAGUCCUUGUAUUUCCCAUUGCCUUGUUCAGUUAAGCUAAAAUUACCUUGUUUAAUAAAAAUGUAUAUACAGA
This is a messenger RNA of Trachemys scripta elegans, 2884 nucleotides long. RefSeq names its product cryptochrome circadian regulator 1 (gene CRY1). The coding region runs from base 370 to 2226 and encodes 618 amino acids. The transcript is spliced from 14 exons. Gene Ontology annotation, molecular function: FAD binding; DNA binding. Lineage: Eukaryota; Metazoa; Chordata; Testudines; Emydidae. The record is from RefSeq and is a predicted model, not a curated record. Gene Ontology annotation, biological process: negative regulation of DNA-templated transcription; circadian regulation of gene expression; entrainment of circadian clock by photoperiod. Gene Ontology annotation, cellular component: nucleus; cytoplasm.